AUGAGGCCCACGGCCUUAAAUUCUCUUAUUAUUCUAUUUCUGACUGAAGUGUUGUUAAUAAAUUCAAUUCAACCCACCAAAAGAGGCGAAGCCAACUGGUCUCUCACAAGUCUCCCCUUCUUACAUACGACAAUGAUAUUUCAUAUAACAUCACAUCCCAACCUCAGCUUUCCAAACUCUCUGCUCGUGAAAAUGAACAUUGAACCAAUCCUACUCUUUCAUGCCCUGCUUCUUCUCUUGUCCUUGAGAGCACAAGCCAAGUGCAAAACUGGCUGUGAUCUUGCCUUCGCUUCAUACAACACAAGCCCAAGAGUAAACCUCACAUUUAUAAGCACCCUCUUUAGCAAAAGCCUCCCUGAAAUCCUCCGUUACAAUCCGCAUGUCUCAAACCAAGACAGCAUCCUCGCGGGUACCAGAAUCAACGUACCCUUCUCCUGCGACUGCUUAAAUGGCGAUUUCUUGGGUCAUACCUUCAUUUACACGACACAAACUGGUGAUACUUACGAUAAAAUCGCAAAUAUUGCUUUUGCAAAUCUCACAACUGAGGAUUGGGUUCAUAGAGUAAACAUUUAUGACACUACCAGGAUACCGGACGAUGCUCCUAUUAAUGUCACCCUCAAUUGUUCUUGCGGAGAUAAGCGCGUGUCGAAGAAUUAUGGCUUGUUUGCCACGUUCCCACUUCAGCCAGGCGAGAACUCGUCGUCUCUAGCGACGGCGUCUGGUGUAUCCGCAGACUUGCUGCAGAGCUAUAACCCGGGCGUGAAUUUUAGUGCAGGGAGUGGAAUUGUUUACGUGCCGGCGAAAGAUGCAACUGGAAAUUACCCUCCAUUGAAAAUAAGUGCAGCUGGGAUUUCAAGGAAAGUUAUUGCUGGCAUAUCUAUUGCAGGAGUUGCAGGAGCUCUACUUCUUAUUUCUUGUAUAUAUUUUGGAUGUUAUAGGAGGCAGAAGAUAGAAACGGUUUUAAUCCCAGAAACAACUGAAGAUCCCUACAUUCAACAUGGACAUGGCUUUGGAAGUAGCUUGGACAAAACUUCAGAAGAAACCACUUUUGUUGCAACUUUGGGGCUUACAGGAUUUACAGUGGACAAAUCUGUGGAGUUCUCAUAUGAAGAACUUGCUAAUGCUACUAAUGACUUCAGCAUGGUUAAUAAAAUUGGGCAAGGAGGCUUUGGAUCAGUCUACUAUGCUGAACUAAGAGGCGAGAAGGCUGCAAUAAAGAAGAUGGACAUGCAAGCAUCAAAAGAAUUUCUAGCUGAGCUCAAGGUUUUAACACAUGUUUAUCACUUGAACCUGGUGCGGUUAAUAGGAUAUUGUGUUGAAGGUUCCUUAUUUUUGGUUUAUGAGUUCAUUGAGAAUGGAAAUUUAAGUCAGCAUUUGCGUGGCUCAGAGAGGGAUCCAUUGCCAUGGUUGACUAGGGUGCAAAUUGCUCUAGAUUCAGCUAGAGGACUUGAAUAUAUCCAUGAGCAUACCGUUCCUGUAUAUAUCCACCGUGACAUAAAAUCUGCAAACAUUUUAAUAGACAAGAAUUUCCGUGGAAAGGUUGCAGAUUUCGGGUUAACAAAGUUAACUGAAUAUGGAAGUGCUUCAUUGCAUACUCGUCUUGUGGGUACAUUUGGAUACAUGCCUCCAGAGUAUGCUCGGUACGGUGAUGUUUCUCCGAAGAUUGAUGUAUAUGCUUUUGGAGUAGUGCUUUAUGAACUUAUAUCUGCCAAGGAAGCUGUUGUGAAGGCGAAUGAAAUUAUCACGGAGUCCAAGGGACUAGUUGCACUGUUUGAGGAUGUUCUUAGCCAGCCUGAUUCAAAUGAAGAUCUUUGUAAGCUUGUUGAUCCUAGGCUUGGAGAUAACUAUCCGCUCGACUCAGUUCAUAAGAUGGCUCAGCUUGCUAAAGCUUGCACACAAGAAAAUCCACAACUGAGGCCAAGCAUGAGGUCUAUUGUAGUUGCCCUAAUGACACUUUCAUCUUCAACUGAAGAUUGGGACGUUGGUACCUUGUAUGAAAAUCAAGCUCUGCUGAAUCUAAUGUCAGGGAGGUAGUCUUCUUGAUUGCAGUUGAUGCUUCUUUUGUACAAAAUGGGGGAAUUCAAGUUUUGAAGGAAUAUACAGUUACUUUCAUAUCCAUUUUGAUAUAUCUUUUUCUAUCUAUGGAACGUAUAAUGCUUUUUGACUUUCACUUCGCAAAUCCAAGUCCCAACCAAAUUGUAACUUGUAUUUUUUACAACAUUUAUUAUAUAAUCUAAUGAGCUUUCUUCUUCUUU
This is a messenger RNA of Ricinus communis (castor bean), 2255 nucleotides long. Its product is annotated as lysM domain receptor-like kinase 3. The record is from RefSeq and is a predicted model, not a curated record. NCBI's taxonomy places the organism in Eukaryota, Viridiplantae, Streptophyta, Magnoliopsida, Malpighiales, Euphorbiaceae. Gene Ontology annotation, molecular function: ATP binding; transmembrane receptor protein kinase activity. The coding region runs from base 1 to 2034 and encodes 677 amino acids. The transcript has 12 exons. Gene Ontology annotation, biological process: innate immune response; protein phosphorylation.